GUGGCAGGGCUCUGGAACGCAUAAGGAGGUGCUGCUUCACUUGCUGCACACCACACUUUCAGUUCUGGUCUCCAUCCUGCUGCCCUCAAGACAAAAUAAUGACUGCCUUCAAGGGCGUCUGGACUCAGGAGUUCUGGCGCUGUGUGGGUGCUGAGUUCUUCGCCAUGCUGCUAUUUGUCCUGCUCAGCCUUGGGUCAACCAUCAACUGGGGGGCUGCUGAGAAGGAUCCCCAUCCCCCUGACCUGGUACUCAUCUCACUCUGCUUUGGUCUGACUAUUGCCACCAUGGUGCAGUGCUUCAGCCACAUCAGUGGUGCUCAUAUCAACCCUGCAGUCACAGCAGCCAUGGUGGUGACCAGAAAGCUCAGUCUGGCUAAAGCUGUCUUCUUCCUGCUGGCCCAGUGUACCGGAGCCAUAGUGGGGGCUGCCAUUUUGUAUGGCAUCACCCCAGCCUCUGUUAGGGGUAGCAUGGGCAUCACCACGGUAAAUAUGAGCAUUUCUGUGGGAAACGCAUUGGUUGUAGAACUCUUCAUCACCUUUCAGUUGGUCUUCACUGUGUUUGCCACUUGUGACAACAAACGCAGUGACCUCAAGGGUUCAUCUGCUUUGGCUAUUGGCCUGUCUGUGUGUAUUGGUCACCUGUUUGCUAUUCCCUACACUGGAGCCAGUAUGAAUCCUGCCCGAACCUUUGGCCCAGCCAUGGUCACAUGGUGCUGGGAAAACCACUGGGUGUACUGGGUGGGUCCAACUCUGGGCGGGACUCUGGCUGGAGCUCUGUAUGAGUACCUAUUCUGUCCAGACCCAGAACUGAAGAGACGUUACUCUGAGGCCUUCAUCAAGACACCUUUCACUGCUAAUAAACUCCGGCAGGACUCAGUCACAGCCCAGGAGCCUCUUUUCACUGUCAUGGAUGUGGAGAGAGCUGAGAGGAAGGAAAGAGAGAGGGAGAGGGAGGUAUCGGGGGAUGUGUUGUCCUCUGUAUGACUAGGAGGGAACCAUGGAACUGAUGUCCAGUCUGCUGACCAACAGUCUGCUCUGAAGGAGACUGACUUCCUGUAGACUGGCACAGCGAACACUCACAAAUUACAGACAGGUAAAAACAAACAAACAAACAUUCAAGCAAGAUAAAAAUUACCAACAUGUUUUGGCCUGAAUUGGCCUUUUUUUUUUUGCCGACUCAGGCCGAAACAUGUUAUCUGUUCUAUGUGAACUAGCCUGUUUAAUAAAGCUUUUUAAUUGUCAGAGUGCCUUGGACCGCCUUUUCUUCUCCUUCGUCAUUAUGCUUCCUCGCCGAGGACCAAAGAGCACCUGCAGCUUUUAAAAUUUUUUACCUUUUUGAACGCCGCUGCACUCCUUCCUUUGUCUCUUCAAACAU
Molecule: messenger RNA, 1374 nt
Organism: Epinephelus lanceolatus (giant grouper)
Lineage: Eukaryota; Metazoa; Chordata; Actinopteri; Perciformes; Serranidae
Product: aquaporin-4-like
Biological process (GO): transmembrane transport; water transport
Cellular component (GO): plasma membrane; basolateral plasma membrane
Molecular function (GO): water channel activity
Source: RefSeq, a predicted model, not a curated record